Molecule: messenger RNA, 1980 nt
Organism: Oryzias latipes (Japanese medaka)
Lineage: Eukaryota; Metazoa; Chordata; Actinopteri; Beloniformes; Adrianichthyidae
Product: spindlin protein B
Biological process (GO): gamete generation
Source: RefSeq, a predicted model, not a curated record
GAAGUGUAGUUCUAUGGUAACCGAAGUCAUGUCUUUUCCGCUGGUUUCGCGAGAUUUCCAGCGGCGGUUUGCGGUGCGGCAACAUUUGUCCACCGACACACCGGAGAGCGGGAAGAUGAGCUCAGACUGAAGUGAACCGGUGAACUCCUGCAGGCAUGUCCAAGAAAAGGGGCAGAAAGCGCAGCAGCGGGGAACUGAGCGAGACGCCACCUCUGGACCCAAACUGCAUCCUGGGCCUGCGGAUCCAGCAUAACUGGCGAGAACGCGGGAACCACAGCAAGUGGAAAGGAACCGUGCUGGACAGGCUGAGCGUCAGCCCGUCGCUCUUUAUGGUGAAGUACGACGGUUUCGACUGCGUCUACGGCAUCGAGCUCUUCAAAGAUGAAAGGGUUUCCAACCUGCAGGUCUUACCAGAGCAAGUUGUAAAUAACAAAGUCAAGAUGCCCCUAGGGGCAGAAGAGCUGGUGGGCAAAGCUGUGGAGCAUCUGUUCGAGAAGGAGGAUGGAGAAAAAAACGAGUGGAGAGGCAUGGUGCUCUCCAGAGCUCCAGUCAUGACCAACUGGUACUAUAUAACGUACGAGAAGGACCCUGUUCUGUACAUGUAUCAGCUAUGGGACGACUACGCUGAAGGGGACCUGAGGAUCCUACCUGAAGCAGAAAACAAGCACCUGCUGCCUGCAGACAGAAAACCAGGGGAGGAGACGGAGAGUCUGGUGGGGAAGCAGGUGGAGUACGUCACCGACAAAGGGGUGAAGAGGACGGGCUUGGUCAUUUAUCAGGUGCCAGCCAAGCCCUCCGUGUACUACAUCAAAUAUGACGAUGACUUUCACAUUCAUGUUUAUGACCUGGUCAAAACCAACUGAACGUGAUGGACACUUUUAUCGCACCUUGUUUGCUUUUUGUCGUCCCAUCCGUCUUUCUGUUUAAGAAGAGAUGCUCAGCUGUGUUGGCAGCACAGUUCGCCGUUUUCAGUUGGAGUUGGGUUCUUUUUAUUUCUUUUCACGAGUCGUUAAUUGAAUCAAAUCUGCACUUUGUGGCUUUUGAAAAGACACGAACUCCGAAUAAAGGCCUUGACCCCUCCCCAGAGAGCAGCCCCCUAGAAUGGCAUUGAUAGAUGGUAAUUGUCGUCAGAUGCAUGUUUUCCAACCCGUUGCUCCAUAUUUAGUUGCGACAUUCCCAGCUGCGUUUAGCGAUGUCUGCUUUGCUGAGCUUCUCGCCAACACUCCCGUGUCGGAGGUAUCACGGACUAGAAACCCGUCUGGAUGAAGACAGCAGCCUUGCGUUUGAAUGUGAACACCCCCACAUCAUCAAAGUGCCUUCUGGCCUGUUGGAAUCAGUUCGUUGCCCCUGACAGCCGCUCUUUAGUCCCCCUCCCUCAACAGCGACACUGACCCCGUCAGGAAAGCUGUGCAGCCGUUGGUUUGAUGGGAAAUGCAUCCUUAUCCAUUGUAUUCUCUCACUGUUGUGUUGUGAGGAGCACUUUAUUGUGUAACGUUUACAUAUUCAGAUUCAAGUAAAGGAGGAACUCGUUUCCUAGAAUAUACUUUUUUUGUUUUAAAAAACUGCAAAAUGCUUUAAAUGAAGAGGAGAUAGUUCUGCUGGUGUGUACAUUCUCUGUAUGAUCAUAACAACAUCUGUAGUAAACAUGUGGACUUCCAGCUAACAGACUAUUGUAACCGCCACAGGAAUUCUCGUCUUGUACUCUUAUAUUUGCUUGCAGAAGUGAUUUCAUCAAACUUAAUGUGAUGAAACCGCAGUUCUUUAGCUCUUCGGUUCUGGAUUUCUCCGUUAAAGUUGCAUGAAACAGUGAAACCGUGCCUGAAGUUAGGAAACUUUAUUUCUACAUGUGGAAAUAACGAGAUUUAAAACAGACACUAAACAUCAGAGCUGGGGAGCCCUGGAGGUUCGGAUGCUCAACUGACGCUUUGGUUUCCUGUGUUUCGUGUCAAUGUUAUGGAACAAAUAAAGUUUUUGUGCAUA